Molecule: messenger RNA, 2140 nt
Organism: Haplochromis burtoni (Burton's mouthbrooder)
Lineage: Eukaryota; Metazoa; Chordata; Actinopteri; Cichliformes; Cichlidae
Product: interferon-induced protein 44-like
Exons: 7
Coding region: 538-1932 (464 amino acids)
Source: RefSeq, a predicted model, not a curated record
AAUUAUUAAAGAGAUGCAUAUUGAUAAGAUUUUGAUUCUGAUUAGAUUAUGAAUGCCAUGUGAUGUAGUUCAUUGAUAGUUAAUUAAUGAACAAUAGUGUAAUUAUUGUUCGCUGAUUUAUUUAUUUAAGUAACAUGUAUGAAAAUAUUCUAAAAGUACCUGCAACCAGUAAAAAUGGGGUAAAUGACUGAUGAACAAGUAGGAAAACUAUUUGGCACAGUUUAUAAGCUGGGUGUGGUCUACCACGAAAUACAAAGUUAUGCUUCAUAUCAUGCUGUGGUACUGUGCAUCUUACUCUUAUUCGAGGAUAUUUAGUAUUUUAAAGAAACAAAAUAUGAAGGACAUAACAAAGCGAUCUGUAGUAAACUAAAUCAGGCUUUCCUGUCACCAAGUUUUCAGCAAGAAAUGCAUAAGAAAGAAUAACAUGAAUAAUUCUAAUCCAAAUGACUUGGAAAUUCUAAUCAUGCUGUAGUGUUGCUUUAAGUUUGUGUGGUUUAAAACAAUGUAGUUUUGACCAUUUGUGUCUGUUUUGGUUCAAUGAGCUCCACAAAUUCAUUCACUGUCCUUUACUCAGUUCAGAAGUCCAAGUCCAAAAUGAACCCCAGACUAACACAAAGCCAGCAGAGAACAAUCUGCGCUCAGCUGGGGAGAGUCAAACUACAGCUGCUGUACAAGGCCAGCAUCCACGGCUUCACCAGUGCAGCAUUUCACCAAAGAUGUAACAACCGCUCUCCCACUGUGUCUGUGGGCUACAACAACUCUGGUUUUGUGUUUGGAGGCUACACCAAACAACCUUUUAGUCAGUCUGGACAGUACGUGAAUGAUGAUCAGGCUUUUCUUUUCACAUUUAAUGCUAAAAAGCUCAUCAAAUAUCCAGUUAAUAAUUUUGCAUGUGCAGUGAGAAUGAUAGCUAACUCUGGGCCUUAUUUUGGAGAAGAUUUGGUUCUUGUCAAUGCAAGCCAAGCAGUAACGCACAGCAAUCCAGGAAAUUAUUACAACUUCCCCGCUGCACAAAUGCAUGGCAAUGAUCUCAACCUGACUGAGUGUGAAGUCUACCAAGUGGAGGGAACAACUGAACGUGAGAGACCAUGGAGGACUGUAAUGUGGGAAUCUGGGAAGAGGACGGAGCUGAUUGAGUACAUUAAAAGCUACAAACCCACAGUCAGCUCUGUGACCCAGCCUCGGGUUUUGCUCAUUGGACCAGUCGGAGCUGGAAAGUCCAGCUUCUUUAACUCUGUCAACUCUGUAUUCAGAGGCCACGUCACCAGCCAGGCCAUCUCUGGCUCCUCCUCCACCAGCCUCACCACACAGUUUCGCUCCUACUCUGUGAAAGCUGGACGUGAAGGGAAACCUCUGCCAAUAAUCUUGUGUGAUACCAUGGGACUGGAGGAGACCAAAGGGGCGGGGCUUGACAUUGACGAUCUGAGCAGCAUCCUCAAAGGUCACCUGCCAGACCGUUAUCAGUUCAACCCUUCAGCUCCUCUGCAUCCUGAGGCCCACGGCUAUCGCACAUCUCCUGGACUCAAGGACAAGAUCCACUGUGUGGCCUAUGUUAUUGAUGCUUCCAAGGUCUCCAUCAUGCCCACAGGGUUGGAGGAGAAGCUGGAUGCUAUCCGCAGAAAGGUCAACUUAAUCGGUAUUCCUCAGCUGGUCCUUCUCACUAAAGUAGAUGAAGCCUGUCCACAGGUGAAAGAGGAUGUGAGAAAUGUAUAUAGGAGUGGCUACAUCAAGGAUGUGAUGCAGGAGAUCGGCUCUCGGCUCGGGGUGCCGUUGUCCUGUAUCAUUCCAGUGAAGAACUACAGCGAGGAGCUGGAGUUGGACAUGAAUUGUGACAUCUUGUUGCUCAGCGCCGUCAUCCAGAUGUUUCGCUUUGUUGAUAAUUACUUUGAUGAGCUCAGUGACCGAAUGAGUAACAUACAAACCAAAGACUAGGAAAAGACUGAGGAGCCGGCAUAAGCAAGUGAUGAAAUAUCCCUGAAAAUACUUCAUUUACCUGCAGGUGACCCUGCAGAGUGAUGGUUACCAGUGUUGACAGAGGUUUGAUAUUGUGAAUAUUGUGAGAUACCUUGGCGGGGAUAUCCAGAGUCUUACUUCAGAAAUUUAGUGCACUGAUUAUUAAGUUUAAUUUUAUCUAGCAGUA